UACUGACUGCAAGCUUGCUUUCUCUUCUCCGUGGAUCUGAUGCAAUGAGUGCUUUCAAUCUUUUCUUGAAUCCUUCGAAAAUUGCUUGGGAGAAUUAUUAUUUUGCCGUCUAAUUAAAAACCCAUAUUUUAAUACUCGGUAGGGUUUUUAUUCAUUCGUUUUUGCACUGGUCACUGACGCUGCACAGGACCAUGGAUCCACCACCGUCUUCAGAGAAAUCGCAUCUCAUCAACGAAAGAAAUGGCAAAAUAUACUCCUUAAAACUUAACAGUGAAUUAUCAGGUUCCAAAGAAAGUUGUCCAAACUUGCCUUUGGGAAAUGGCGAUAUGGCUGGUGCUAUCGAGCUCAAGAGGCCUGUCGGAACUCAUUGCCAUGCAAAAAAAGCAGCCUUCUUUGAGAGCCAUGAGAAACUCAUUGCAAAGAAGAAGCUGUACAUCGCCUCCAUAGUCUGUCUUUUUUUCAUGAUUGGAGAAGUUAUAGGUGGUUAUCUAGCACACAGCUUGGCCAUUAUGACCGAUGCAGCCCACCUUCUGACAGAUUUUGGCAGUAUGAUGGUCAGUCUUUUCUCCUUGUGGAUCUCCUCAAGGCCACCAACCAAGAUAAUGAGCUUUGGCUGGCACAGAUCAGAGAUUCUGGGAGCCCUGAUUUCUGUGAUGUCCAUUUGGAUCGUGACUGGGGUGCUGGUGUAUCUUGCCAUUGAGAGGAUAGUAAAAAAUGAUUAUGAAAUCGAAGGCCAUGUGAUGCUCAUCACCUCAGGUUGUGCAGUCGUGGUCAACAUCAUAAUGGCCUACAUUCUGCACCAUUCCACGACCUUCCACAGUCACGGUUCAGGCUACCACAAGAUUGAUGAGAAUGGGAUGAGUCCUGUGGGGCAUGGCCACUCCCACAGCCUCCUGGGUAAUCAUGGGAACACCAGUGUCAGAGCAGCAUUUAUUCAUGUUUUGGGGGAUCUCUUGCAGAGCUUUGGAGUGAUGGUGGCAGCCAUCAUUAUCUACUUCAGGCCAGAAUACAAAGUAGCCGAUCCCAUUUGCACUUUCCUCUUCUCCGUGUUCGUCCUGGGCACCACAAUUACCAUCCUGAGAGAUGUCUUCCGCAUCCUCAUGGAGGGGGCCCCCAAAAGUAUAGAGUUUAAUUCAGUGAAGGAGGUUCUGCUGUCUCUGAAAGCAGUGAAGGCCAUGCAUAGCCUACAUCUAUGGGCUCUCACCAUUGGCCAGAGUCUGCUGUCUGUUCACAUAGCUAUUGAAGAUAACGCUGACCCUCAUAGUGUCUUAAAGGAAGCCACUGAACUUCUUCAUACCAAAUUUGGCUUUUACAAUACAACCAUUCAAGUGGAGCCUUAUUGUGAAGACAUGAUCCACUGCGCCCAGUGCCAGGACCCUAUGGACUAAGUUCUCCAGGCGCAUCGGUGAGAGGAGGCUGCCUGUAUAAUAUGUACACAUAUUAAGCUUCAUUAAGGGUCCAAGCCAGAAAUGGAAACACUGUGCAAAUGUCUCAUCUACGUAUCACUACGAAUAUGUACAUGCCAAAUGCAUUUUUAUCGAUUAACAAGAAAAAAAAAAGGAAAAAACAAGAAGAGAUUUCACACUGUGCCAUCUUAAAAGUGCAUCUUCAGCAUAAAAAAUGCAUUGGUUUAUGGGAGGAAUAGCUUUAAAAUGAAGUGUUGAUGUUAAGUUUUACAUACUGUAUGCAAAGAUAAAGAAUUGAGAGGCAGUACAUGAGGCCUGGAGGCAUCAUGAGCCUUUUUAUUGUGACUUUGCAAGGUUUUGCUUGGCCGGCUGGCAUCGUACAUACAGCAGAAGUGUACUGUAAUAGCCUGUCUGCAGUCUUGGGAAGGUAAAGGAUGGGUAUUGACAUGACUUCAUUAAAACAAUUAAAAUAGGGUUUAUUAUGCCCCAGCCAGCCUUGCGCCUGCUGCAUGACAGCAUGCUCCUCUAAUCAAUGUGAAUGUCCGCCAAACUGCGGCAUGAUGUUGUAGGGGCUUAAAAAGAAAUUGUGCUCAAGUGUAAUUAUGGAUUUUGUUGGCGAUCUAUCACUAAUGUCUUGUCUCAUGGUGCAAAACUAUUUGCAAAAGCAAGCUGGUGAUUAACUCCGUUCUUCCUCACUGGCUGCGAAAGUGCUUUGAAAAAAGUGGCUUUGAAAAAACAGUGGAGACAAAAUGGUUGAUGCAUGAAACAACUAAGAGUGAUAUUAAAGGUGAAGUGUGUAACUAUCCUUGUUUCAUGUAGAAGAAGAUAUAAAACAUUUGUAGGAUAUCCCAACAAAUUCAUUGGUGGUGAAGCAAAAUUUUCAGCAGCCAUUAGUCCACUCUUCAAAGAAUAAACUGCAUUAAAAAUCUUAAUAAUUAGCAUAAUUAAAAUAGAACAGUUUUCUUUUUGUUUACUGUAUUCAUGUCCACUGUAUCAACAUUUCUCCGAAUCAUUAUUGGUUCAGACCGUCAAAAGUGAAAUAAAAUGCAAUUUUAUACCAUAUUUAGAUGACAAGUGGACACCGCUUGCUGAUUUAUACAUGCAGUGUAGUAUAACAUCCUAACGAAUACAUUUCUGGAUGUAUAGAAUAUUUUGAUGUACUACAAUUACAAAGUGUGCAGUAUAGAACAGAGCACUGCAUUCCAGCAUUAAUGCAAUUAAACUGACCAUCAACUAUCAUUUUUAUAAUUCUUGCCUCAUUUGAACCAACGAGAUGAAAAUAAAGAUGUUUUUACACACUAAUUGAUUAAAACUGUAUACAGUGCAUCCAUGGUGAAAAUAAAUAUUCCAUUCUAAGCAUAGCCAAGUUUGAACUGAAAAGGAGUGGAAUCGAUCAAUAAUUUUGCAGUCUUAGAUGGCGCUAGUAGUGGCACAGAAUUACACACUUCUCCUUGCUAUGAUGCUGUUGUGGGUCACUCUAGUUUCUCAAAGUCAAGCAUGCUUCACACCCUCCACACCCUGAUGUCUUCAGGCUCUGUCCAGCUGUGGUUUGCGAUGACACACAAGCACACAAACACACGUUUUGCACAGGAUUUCCAUCUCUGAUCUCAGUGCCGCCACACUGCCGCAAUGACUCUAUGACAUUCCAGCAAGCGGUUCAACACGUAUCUCAUGUCUCUGUAGUUCAACACUGAGAUCAUGGCAGAAACAUACAAUAAUGAAGCACAUGAUUUCUCAAUGUCUUUUAAAAAAACAUUUUCCAUUUAAACCAUGGUUUUCUUUUAAUUCUUAUUUUGGUAACAACUUUCACUAAUGCUCAUUUACAUUAUAUGUGAAGAUUUUAUAUAAAUAGAACACUGAAUAUGAUUUUAGACUAAUAAAAGAUGAUUAUUGUGUUUUAAAGCUUGUGUGUACUGAUAAAAUGUAGCCAUUGUGAUCUGUUGUGUCGUGAAAGAGUUUUAAGGGUUUGCUUUGCAUGGUUGCUUUUUUUUUCAAUCUCACUGAAAUUCAUUAAAUUCUAUAUUUUGUCUAUUUGUUUUGAUAAAACGAAUAUAUAUUUAAAACAUGAAUAUCACAGUCAUUUAUAUGAGAGAGCGAACAAAAUGUUAAUAUGAAAUGACCAAUGCAUAAGCCAUUUGUCCUCUUAGCCAUAGUUACAGAUUUAGAUUUAGAGUUAUCUCACAUUUAGUUAGCGAAAUUUCAUUGUCAACUGUCAAUAGAGAUGAAGCACCACUCAAAAAUGUCUUUUAAACUGAGUAGUUUUCUGUUGAUCAACAAGUGAAUUUGCAUGAUUGGAAAAACUUGAAAACGAGCAAAAUUUGUAUGACCUAUAUUCAUAUAUUCUUGCCAAAUUUUGUUGAGCAACGAUAAUAGUGACCUAACCUUUAUAAGUAAAUUUUUUUAACCAUCUUCUCAAGUGUCUUAUAUCAUUAGAUUUAUCUGGUCAUUUGAUCAAACAGCACUUAAUAUUUUAGAGAGACAACCAAAAAAAAAAAAAAAAGUAAUCCUAAAAUCUACUGCGAA
This is a messenger RNA of Carassius gibelio (silver crucian carp), 3929 nucleotides long. It is a transcript of the gene slc30a2, whose product is annotated as solute carrier family 30 member 2. Gene Ontology annotation, cellular component: plasma membrane. The transcript has 8 exons. Gene Ontology annotation, biological process: zinc ion transmembrane transport; response to zinc ion. Lineage: Eukaryota; Metazoa; Chordata; Actinopteri; Cypriniformes; Cyprinidae. Gene Ontology annotation, molecular function: zinc ion transmembrane transporter activity. The record is from RefSeq and is a predicted model, not a curated record. The coding region runs from base 192 to 1388 and encodes 398 amino acids.